Echinostoma caproni is the source of this 1488-nucleotide messenger RNA. Lineage: Eukaryota; Metazoa; Platyhelminthes; Trematoda; Plagiorchiida; Echinostomatidae. The record is from the annotation of a GenBank genome assembly.
AUGAUCCCGUUUUCACAAGAACCCUAUACUAUAGCGCGAACACGUUUGAUUCGGAUCAGUGUACGAUUGAAACCGUUUAUUUACAAACAGUUCACAAAAACCGAUAUGCCCGAAUUGACUGACCUGUUCCGAAUUCAAGUGCCCAAUUCUGUGAACAGUUCCGUCCAGUUUCACAAAAUGGGAUUGCCGGGUAAACGUCUUGAAGGAUUGCUUUCAACCAAAUUCCUGAUCUAUCUUGGUUCACCCAGAGGCCUGGUUAAACUGAUAUUGUUCUACGAGUUAGGCACACCAGAGUGGGUUGAGUGUGGCCUGAAAACAAUGCAAAAUUUGACCGACUCAAAUGUACCGAGCGAGAUCCAAGACAGCAGUGUAUGGUUCGAUAGUAGAGGAGAAAAUUUUGUCAAGUUUCAAACAACUUGUCAUUUGCUACCGAACCAGUUGGCCAUGCUUUUGAUCAUUGCCAACACAUUCGACCCAAAAGCAAAUAUCGAAAAGAUACAUACCGCUUUGGUCAUGAAUUUCUCCAAGACUGUAAUCCAAUGGGAAUUGAGGACAAAUCAUACUGAACAGGUUCAACUUCAUUCGUCCAUUUAUGGCUAUGUGACUUUUCAAUUAGUCCGAGUUCGCAUUGGUUGGAGAGCCACUAUUCGACCAACCGAUCCAAUUAUUCUAUUCGGUGGUGCAAACAUGGCAACCCAGAAACUGCCAACCUGUUAUUAUGCGAUCGAGUUAAAUUCGAAUAAGCCACAGCUUAUCAGUUUAGAGCGCAGCGAAUUUUUUCUCUAUCCCCGACCCCAAAACGGGAGUUAUGAACUGAUCAAGCCACGAGUUAGACCGCAAGAUUCCGGCUAUUAUUGGUGUCAGUUGGAAAGUUGUAGGGAAUGUCGAUUGCAAGAACGCGGAGCUCCCCGACGAUUGAUUGUUCUCCCAACUAGUUUGACCGUAACCGUGUUGAUAUUGGAUAACUACGUGGACACGGAUCAGUUGAGGAAAGCUAACAGUCCUUUAUCAGGUCAGGUGAAUUCGACACUAAUUGUCUACACGGAACAAUCGUAUUUUGCGUUCUGUGAAUUACUUAUCACCAAAGGUACCAUCAUGCCAGUUCAGAUGAAUCUAAGCUAUACAUAUGGUACAGCUGAUAAGAGUGUAAUACAAUCCUUAUCAUACGAGUUUCGUAAUCGCAGAAGCCUAGAGUAUCCCAACUAUACGACCGUAUUGGACACAUAUCAGUUCAUGACACCCGAAGUGAAGAUUGCAAAACACAUCUUAGAAAUGCGUUGUGAGUUACAGUUAGCGGCUAGUAUUCCGGUCGAAGAUGUGAACGAGAAUCUGGAACAGGCCGUGUUGACCAAUCACAAGAAAUUAAAACUUAGACAGUUUCAUCCACCCCAGAUCAAAUGGACCACGUUCUACACCGAUCGGACGGAGCUUACUGAACUGAUUCGACUAAAUCUAACCGAUUCGCCCAAUGUGACCAGUUUCAAUGAA